Messenger RNA from Symbiodinium natans, 573 nucleotides. The record is from the annotation of a GenBank genome assembly. NCBI's taxonomy places the organism in Eukaryota, Dinophyceae, Suessiales, Symbiodiniaceae.
AUGGCGACCAUGCAGGACUGCGCACCCCCGCGGAAGGUCAAUGGCCAGGCCAUCGUCCUGAGGGAAGCGGAGACCGAAGGUUACGAGGUCCUGUUGCAGUUGAGGUCCAAGGCUAUGAAGGCGAUGCCGGGAUACCUUGGGGCGCUUGGCGGCUGCAGGGACUCGACGGACAAGGACAGCCGCGAGACUGCCAAGAGGGAGGUGCACGAAGAAUGUGGCUUGGAGCAGUCCAGCAUCGUCAUGGAGCCCGUCAAGUUUGCGGAGGGCGAGAAAUGCGACUGGUACGUCAUGCUGGUGCGGCACGAUGCCAAGUUCAAGCCGGCGAAGAGCCGCGCAGAGUGCGGGGACAUCAAGACCGUGCUUUCCCUCCUGCCCCCCUCUGCACAGAAGGCCGAUUGCUACGGACAUGCGUGGGUGCCUACCGAGCAUCUGCAGCAGAUCGAUGCGAAGCAGCCAUUGAUGGGCGGCUUGCUGAACCGCAUCCAAAUGGCAGCCUCCAAGCUCAGGCCGCCGCCUCAGCCAGAGGAGACUGUGGAGCCCCCUCUGGAGGACGCCCUAAACCCUAAGCCCUAA